AUGGGAAUAAAAUUCCUCGAAUUUGUGAAGCCGUUCUGCGGCUUCGUGCCGGAGGUGUCGAAGCCGGAGAGGAAGAUCCAGUUUCGGGAGAAGAUGUUGUGGACCGCUAUCACUCUCUUCGUAUUUCUUGUCUGUUGUCAAAUUCCGUUGUUCGGGAUUAUGUCCACUGAUUCCGCUGACCCUUUCUAUUGGCUUCGCGUAAUUUUGGCUUCCAAUCGGGGCACAUUGAUGGAACUGGGAAUCUCACCUAUAGUCACAUCUGGUUUGAUAAUGCAGCUUCUCGCUGGAGCUAAGAUUAUUGAAGUCGGUGAUACGCCUAAGGAUAGAGCGCUUUUCAAUGGAGCACAGAAGUUAUUUGGCAUGGUGAUCACCGUUGGACAGGCCAUCGUCUACGUCAUGUCUGGUUUGUAUGGCGAUCCAUCUGAGAUCGGCGCCGGCAUCUGCCUCCUUAUUGUCGUGCAGCUCGUCAUUGCUGGUCUCAUCGUACUGCUUCUGGAUGAGUUGCUACAGAAGGGCUAUGGACUCGGAUCUGGUAUUUCACUUUUUAUCGCUACAAACAUUUGUGAGACGAUUGUGUGGAAAGCGUUCUCACCAGCAACCAUGAAUACCGGGCGAGGCACUGAAUUCGAGGGCGCUGUCAUUGCCCUUUUCCAUCUUCUCGCCACUCGUACAGAUAAGGUUAGAGCUCUUCGUGAAGCGUUUUAUCGUAACAAUUUGCCAAAUCUUAUGAAUCUUAUGGCCACCUUUGUUGUGUUUGGCGUCGUCAUAUACUUCCAGGGCUUCCGCGUAGACCUUCCCAUCAAGUCGGCUCGGUAUCGUGGACAGUAUAGCAGCUAUCCGAUUAAGCUGUUUUACACAUCAAACAUUCCUAUUAUUCUUCAGUCAGCACUCGUUUCUAACCUUUACGUCAUCUCACAGAUGCUUGCUGCAAAGUUCGGAGGAAACUUCCUUGUGAAUCUCCUUGGAACCUGGUCCGACGCGUCUGGAAGCUAUCGUAGCUACCCAACUGGAGGUAUUUGCUACUAUCUCUCGCCACCUGACACACUCUCUCAUAUCGUUGAAGAUCCGAUUCACUGCAUUGUCUAUGUAGUGUUUAUGUUGGGAUCGUGCGCGUUUUUCUCAAAGACAUGGAUCGACGUGUCUGGAUCGUCUGCUAAGGACGUUGCGAAACAGCUAAAAGAGCAGCAGAUGGUGAUGCGUGGUCACCGAGAGAAGUCAAUGAUUCACGAGUUAAACCGUUACAUCCCUACAGCGGCCGCUUUCGGAGGACUCUGUAUUGGGGCGCUUUCAGUUACAGCAGAUUUCAUGGGUGCAAUAGGAAGUGGCACUGGUAUCCUCCUCGCCGUUACCAUUAUUUAUCAAUAUUUCGAGAUCUUUGUCAAAGAACAGCAGGAGAUGGGAGGUAUGGCUGCCAUGUUCUUCUGA
This is a messenger RNA of Angiostrongylus costaricensis, 1425 nucleotides long. Lineage: Eukaryota; Metazoa; Nematoda; Chromadorea; Rhabditida; Metastrongylidae. The record is from the annotation of a GenBank genome assembly.